UGAACUUGUUAAACCCACAGCACGCAGCAUGCGCCAUGGAUCACCGCGUCCGCAUACUUCCUCGGCCAUAACAGGCGAUGCCGAAGCUUUCAGUGACAGCUCCACGGACUUCCAGAGUCUGCAGACACCGCAAAGUGUUCAGUUCGUCACAAAUUCCAAGGUUUUCUAUCCCUUAGACGUCGGGGAGCAGCUCCAAUGGGCACACGAAGGCGAAAUUUACACGUUGAGGAGACAACAGCAGCAAGUUCCGCACUCCCGACCACCGAGAGACCAAAUAUUGUCCACAGCCACGUUGUUGGCCUUGAGUUAUUUCGUAGUAGGCAAUGGGCCCGAGGGAGGAGAAGCCGUGAUAGUGACUGCUGGACCACUAGUUGGUCUGGUAACACUCAUAAUUUUCCCUUUAGUGUAUUUUAUCCCGAUGGGCUUCUUACUCACGGAAUUGGUGAGUGCCAUUCCGGAAGCAGGAGGUCACGCGUACUGGGUCGCAUUGGCAUUUGGACCGGCGUGGGGACUACAAGCCGGUUUUUGGGCCUGGGUGGGGAACUGCAUGCAUUGUGCAGCGUAUGUAUCGAUUGGAGUUAGCGUCAUUUAUCGAGUGUUGGGGUGGGAGGAUAUGCCGGUGUUGGAGUACACGAUGCGAGCGGGGAUUAGUAUGUUACUUGCGCUAGCGAGUUUCUUUCAGUUACGCGUCGUGGGCUACGCCGCUGGAGCGAUUAUCGUGUUUAUCUUGGUACCGUUUGCGGUAGGUUAUUUGAUGUUGGUGGUGUCUUACGUAGUAGCUAAUGUUUGCGGUGCUUAUGCGCAGUUGAUCGCUGUCUGGAGCGCUGUGCGAGCGGAGCAUUGGGAGAAUUUAAGUGUAAUACCUGACGCUACAAUGAAAGCUGAGGACAAGCGCCUGGGGUAUGGGAGUCUUGUUACGGUGCUGGCGUGGAACUUCAACGGCUACCAGAACCUGUCGGUCUUCGCGAAGUGUGUACGAGAUCCCCCUCGAACAUUUCGUCGCGUAAUGUUGAUAUCGCUGGUACUCAUCCCGUUAUCGUAUCUCGUACCAAUUAUCCCUGUUAUCGCACUCGGUGAACCGGACUGGACGAGUUGGACAGGCUCGAGUUCAGCUAUCUACUAUGCAGGGAAACAUCUUGGCGGCUCCAUCUGCAAGGUCUGGAUUACUGUGCUAUCAUUAUUGUGCGACGCUGGACUCUACAUCGGCAGUUUACUCUGCAGCGUCUUCUUGGCAUGUGGCAUGGCCGAGAAGGACUUUGCGCCGUUCUCUCUUCGCUUUUCAGGAAUGGCGUGGCCCAGUGUCCAUGGGAUCGACCACAGCGUCAUCUUCUGCAGCCUCGCUAUCAUUCUCAUAGUUGUGACCACUACGAUCGAAGACAUGAUACUCAUCUCCAACGCCUUGUCUGGACUGGAAACCAUGGCACUUAUCACAGCUGCAGUCAAGCUUCGAGUGACAAUGCCCGAUCUUCCUCGCUCGACUUAUUUAUGCGGAUCAUCACAUGUAUUGCUCAUGACAGCGUCGUUAAUAGUACCGUUCGCGGUGUCAGGGUUUGUGGUGAUCUGGGCGUUCACAGAGCUCAUCCCUGCCGUGUUGACGGGCGUUUUCCUCUUUAGUGGCAUCAUUUACGGCCUCCAAUCCGACCUCAAGGACUUUCAUCACACGUACGAAUCAGUACGUACAAGUAACUAAUAAGCAAAAAAACGAGCAUACUUAAAGGAUAGCUAAAAAUGUAUAAAGUUUUGCUUUU
Messenger RNA from Phytophthora nicotianae INRA-310, 1748 nucleotides. RefSeq lists its product as hypothetical. Gene Ontology annotation, biological process: transmembrane transport. The record is from RefSeq and is a predicted model, not a curated record. NCBI's taxonomy places the organism in Eukaryota, Oomycota, Peronosporomycetes, Peronosporales, Peronosporaceae. Gene Ontology annotation, molecular function: transmembrane transporter activity. Gene Ontology annotation, cellular component: membrane. The coding region runs from base 29 to 1690 and encodes 553 amino acids. The transcript has 2 exons.